Messenger RNA from Amaranthus tricolor (Joseph's coat), 1947 nucleotides. Its product is annotated as inositol-tetrakisphosphate 1-kinase 3-like. The record is from RefSeq and is a predicted model, not a curated record. Gene Ontology annotation, molecular function: inositol-1,3,4-trisphosphate 5-kinase activity; inositol-3,4,5,6-tetrakisphosphate 1-kinase activity; inositol-1,3,4-trisphosphate 6-kinase activity. The transcript has 8 exons. Gene Ontology annotation, cellular component: cytoplasm. Lineage: Eukaryota; Viridiplantae; Streptophyta; Magnoliopsida; Caryophyllales; Amaranthaceae. Gene Ontology annotation, biological process: inositol trisphosphate metabolic process. The coding region runs from base 684 to 1427 and encodes 247 amino acids.
GAUGCUGUAUAUGACUACAAUCACUUUAAAUGCUUCAUUUAGAUGUUCAAUGUUAUUCCUAUGAGCGCGAUACACUAGGUGCGAUGAUGAUGAUGAGAUGUUCGAUGUUAUAUUUACUUCAAUUUUUUUUUAUUUUCUUUAAUUUCUCUCUCGUUGGGACAUGUCUGUGCUCACUUAAGUUACGUGAUGACAAAUGGCUGUUUUUAUUAAAACUUUCUUGAUAAUCUGAGCAAUGUAGCAAUGUUUUCCAGCUCAGAUGAACAUUUUAUAUUCGGAAGUGUAAUUAUAUAUUUCAUGCCCAUUCUUGAAUCUUGACUGACAAAAUUGUCUCUUCUGCUGUUGGAUUCCAUUAAAUGACUUUUAUUUUGAUCAGUUCAGUAACUUUGGGCCUUGGGUAUAUUAUAAUACAAUAUCUUACUUCAAUUUAUAUUGUUUUUGCUAUCCACUUUCUUCCUGUUCCUGAUGGUGCUCUUUGAUAUUGGUGAUCAUGCCCUUCACUUUAAGGGGCUGUUUAGCUGUUUUUAAAGGGUUAAAAAGGAAUUAAAUAGGAAAACACAAAUUCUUGUGAGAGACGGUCUCUUUGAGAGGCCAUUUCUAAUUGGGCCAGUUCAUAAAGGAAAAUAUAAAGUGAGAGUAAGCAUUAAGCUUUAAUGGGUUGGGCUUGAGAGAAGGUAGACCGGCUGAUGACAUGGGAGGAUUACAGACAAACACAUCCUGAAGUAACCGUGUUGGAUCCACCAGCUGCCAUACAACAUUUACACAAUCGACAGUCAAUGCUGCAGGUUGUUGCUGACUUAAACCUCUCCGACACUUAUGGGAAUGUUGAUGUCCCCCAACAAUUGGUUAUCAAAAAGGAUUCGUUAUCCAUUCCGUUAAAAGUUUCCAAGGCAAGGUUAAACCUUCCGCUUGUUGUGAAGCCACUAAUCGCUGAUGGCAGUGCAAAAUCCCACGAGUUAUCACUUGCUUAUGAUCAGUAUUCUCUACAAAAGCUAGAACCACCGCUCGUAUUGCAGGAGUUUGUAAAUCAUGGUGGCGUGCUGUUUAAAGUUUUUAUUGUAGGAGAAGCAAUUAAAGUGGUGAGGCGGUUCUCACUCCCCAAUGUUACUAAACGUCAACUGUCAAGAACCAGUGGUGUAUAUCGCUUCCCACGAGUCUCUUGUGCGGUUGCAUCAGCGGAUGAUGCCGAUUUAGAUCCUAAUGUUGCUGAGCUACCUCCCCGACCUUUGUUGGAAAAACUAGCGAAAGAACUAAGACAUCGACUGGGUCUCCAGCUUUUCAAUUUAGACAUUAUACGCGAAUAUGGGACCCGCGAUAACUUUUAUGUUAUUGAUAUAAACUACUUUCCUGGUUACGGUAAGAUGCCAGAGUAUGAGCAUAUAUUCACGGACUUCCUACUGAGCCUUGUACAGAGGAAAAAAGUACAAUAAUCAUCUAACAACUUGAUGUCAAAGCUCUUGAAACUUGUAGAAUAAUGAAUGUCUUCAAAAGGCCUCUUGUGAAGCGGGAAAGCUGAAGAUCAUUCCGUUUCUGUAGCAUUGCAAGCAUUCGCAAGGACUGCUUACACAAGAUAUGGAGGAAACAUGUACAGCUGAUCGACUAACACGUUACUCUUAAAUGUUGAAGGUGCCUGCUUUAUCCGAUGGCUUGUAGUUGAACCGAAGACGUUCUGUCCAUGUUUCAUCUGCUCAUCAAAUAACGAUGAUGAAACAAGCAUUCUCAGUAAUGUUGCUUAAUAAUUCUUUUGAUUUCACUGCCAUGUUUUCUGAGUUUUUUAACAUGUACAGGAAAUGAACUUGUAUAAAGGUUUUGCUUUCACAAGUGAUGAAAUGAAAGGUAAUAAUCCUUUUUGGCUGAAUUGUUUGCUUUCAAUCAACUUGUAAAGAGUAUAAAAUGGUUCCAAUUUGCUCCGGUCCUUAGACCAAUUCUAUUUUGGCUUCUUGCUUCCAA